GCGGAGCUGCCUGCGCCCGCGCCUCCUGCCGCGGUCCUCCCGACAUGCCGGAGGAGGCGAGCCUCCCGCCGGCCAAGAGAUUCCGGCCGGGCUCCUGCCCUCCCGGGAGGCGAGUGGAGAUGCUGUUGGCGGCUGGCGGCGGCGGAGCGGGAGGAGGCCGCAGGCACACGCCGCCGCUGGCCCAGCCCUCGGCCAGCCCCUACCGCGAGGCCCUGGAGCUGCAGCGCCGGAGUCUGCCCAUCUUCCGGGCGCGGGGCCAGCUGUUGGCUCAGCUCCGAAACCUGGACAGCGCUGUCCUCAUCGGGGAAACUGGCUCUGGGAAGACAACUCAGAUCCCACAGUACCUCUAUGAAGGGGGAAUUAGUCGCCAGGGCGUCAUUGCGGUGACCCAGCCCCGGCGAGUGGCCGCCAUCUCUCUUGCUACGAGAGUCUCAGAUGAGAAGAGGACUGAACUCGGGAAGCUGGUUGGCUAUACAGUGCGCUUUGAGGACGUCACUUCAGAAGACACCAGGAUCAAGUUCCUGACGGAUGGCAUGCUUCUGCGGGAAGCAAUUUCAGACUCCUUGCUUCGGAAGUACAGCUGUGUCAUUUUGGACGAGGCCCAUGAGCGGACCAUCCAUACAGACGUGCUCUUCGGAGUGGUGAAGGCUGCACAGAAGAGGCGAAAGGAGCUAGGGAAACUGCCGCUCAAACCCUUAUUCUUUCCUCAGGUGAUUGUGAUGUCAGCUACUAUGGAUGUCGACCUGUUCUCUCAGUAUUUCGAUGGAGCCCCUGUCCUCUACCUUGAGGGUCGGCAGCACCCCAUCCAGACCUUCUACACCAAACAGCCUCAGCAGGACUACCUGCACGCGGCUCUCGUUUCAGUCUUCCAGAUCCACCAGGAAGCGCCCCCUUCUCAGGACAUCCUGGUGUUCCUCACUGGGCAGGAGGAGAUCGAAGCAAUGAGCAAGACCUGCCGAGACAUUGCCAAGCGCCUUCCAGAUGGCUGCCCUCCAAUGCUUGUCCUCCCUCUGUACGCCUCCCUACCCUACUCACAGCAGCUCCGAGUCUUCCAAGGGGCCCCAAAGGGCUAUCGCAAAGUCAUCAUUUCAACCAACAUCGCUGAAACCUCCAUAACCAUUACAGGAAUAAAAUAUGUAGUUGACACGGGCAUGGUUAAAGCAAAGAAGUAUAACCCUGACAGUGGUCUCGAGGUACUAGCUGUGCAGCGAGUGUCAAAGACCCAGGCCUGGCAGCGCACAGGCAGGGCCGGCCGCGAGGGCAGUGGCAUCUGCUACCGGCUCUACACUGAGGACGAGUUUGAAAAGUUUGAGAAGAUGACAGUGCCGGAGAUCCAGAGGUGUAACCUGGCAAGCGUGAUACUUCAGCUCCUGGCAAUGAAAGUCCCAAAUGUGCUCACCUUUGACUUCGUGUCUAAGCCAUCUCCAGAUCACAUUCAGGCGGCCAUUGCCCAGCUGGACCUGUUAGGUGCUCUUGAACAUAAGGAUGACCAGCUUGCCCUGACUCCAAUUGGAAGAAAGAUGGCAGCAUUUCCUUUAGAGCCCAAAUUUGCCAAAACUAUCCUCCUGUCCUCCAAAUUCCACUGUACUGAAGAGAUCCUCACCAUCGUCUCCCUGCUGUCCGUGGACAGCGUCCUGUACAACCCCCCUGCCCGCAGAGAGGAAGUGCAGAGUGUCCGGAAGAAGUUCAUCUCCAGUGAGGGGGACCAUGUCACUCUGCUCAAUCUCUACCGGACCUUCAAGAACACAGGUGGGAACAAGGACUGGUGCAAAGAGAACUUUGUCAACAGUAAGAAUAUGCUGCUAGUAGCUGAAGUCAGAGCACAGCUGAGGGAAAUCUGCUUAAAGAUGUCGAUGCCCAUCAUGUCAUCUCGAGGGGACAUGGAGAGUGUUCGCCGCUGCCUGGCUCACAGCCUCUUUAUGAGUACUGCCGAGCUCCAGCCAGACGGCACCUACGCCACCACGGACACACAUCAGCCAGUGGCCAUCCACCCGUCGUCUGUCCUCUUCCACUGCAAACCUGCCUGCGUGGUAUACACGGCUCUGCUCUACACCAGCAAGUGCUACAUGCGAGACCUCUGCGUUGUGGAUGCCGAGUGGCUGUACGAGGCCGCCCCUGACUACUUCAGGAGGAAGCUGAGAACUGCCAGGAACUGAGCACAGCAAGGCCAGCGCCUGGACUACAGCCAUCUUCCAGACCCGCCCAGAAGCUAGAGAAACAGCACAGUGCAAUGCAGCCGAUUUUCAGACUGCAAGAGCUUGAAAGCGUUGACAACCUCCUCAGACCCAACCGUGCAGACACGUUCAUACUUAGACCACAAGAGGCUGAAACUUGUUUGUACUUGGGGUUUGGCUAGGCCGUUUGGGGUGACUGAAUUAACUUCUGAGCCUCAGUGUCCUUAUCUGCCAGAAAGGGGUAAGACUUGGAGUUCAGAGUAAUGAAGUUUAGAAAAAAAUGAAUAGAAGGUUACGAACAGAGUUGCCUGACAGAAGAUAAGAGAAUCGGGGACUUGUAAGCCAUUGUGAGUUGUGAUUCUAACUAGGUACGACACGGCCCCUGGAGCCCUUGGGUCUCGGAGGAGUUGCCUUAGGAAGCCACAGACUUAGGAAGUCUGUUGGCCUUGGGUGGGGAGGAGGAGGAGCCACAAGAAACCGCAGGCCCAGUCUCUUGCCCUCUGUGUUCCUCCUUCCACACCCUCCCCAUGGACCCCAGGGCUAAGACAUGCUAUGCAGACUCUGCCACUGAGCCAGUCCUCAGCCUCACCUUCAGUGUCUACCUGUGUGUCUGUUAGAAAAUGGGAGCAACUGGCUCCCACGGGCAUUUCCAGAGCAAGGUAGAUUCUGACCUGUUGACCCUCACAGCUCAGGGUGUCACAUGCUCUCCAGUCUCUCCACGCAGAGACCAGCAGAGGAGUUCCUUGGUACCUCUGUGGUUUCGUGUCCCCAGCAAUGCUUUCAUGAGACAUGUUGGUUUCCUGAAAUCAGGAGCCAGCUUUUCAAUGCAGCGGCCUUCUGAAGCCCGGUGGUAAUGUUCUCUUUAACUGGGCACACUGUGUGCACACAAGGGAGGCCUCACCCAGUUCAGCUGUCUGCUGAGGUGGGGCCCCAGGUCAGAGCUGCUCGUGGGAAGGAGCCGGGCCAAGUGGUUAAUGGCUCAGAAGCCAGGGUGUCAGUUUGUCUUUUCUGCAACACCCAGUCUUUGUUUUGGGUUUUUCUGUUUGCUUGCUUGCUUGUUUUUUCUUGGGGGCAGUUGGAGGCAGGGUUUCUCUGUAUAGCCCUGGCUGUCCUGGAACUCACUCUAUAGACCAGGCUGGCCUUGACCUCACAGAGAUCCUCCUGCCUCUGCCUCCCAAGUGCUGGGAUUAAAGGUGUGUGCCACCACCCAGCCAGUCUUUGUAUUUUUUAUCUCACUGAUUUUUCAGUGUUCUUGGUGGGGCCUGGGGACGGUUAGCCUUGCUACUUCCUGACCAGGUGCCCCUCUCAAACCUCCCUCGCCUGAGGGAAUUUUUCAGAGAAGCCUCUACAUCCCAUUCCUGUUUAGAAAAGAUCCCUCUUAGGAUUGCAGGGGCUGACAGUCCCUGGUGUGGUAGUACACCCAUCUUAUCAGUGCCAGCUGGGAGGCUUCCGGUUCUAGGCCAGCCUGGGGACUGGACCUUGCAUCUAGGUGGAAGAAGAAAAGCACACUUUCCCAGAGGAUGUUUGAACCUAGGAAAAGACCAAAUUUAGCUGUUUUCUUGUGCUUAAUUGAUCCAAACACAGCUGUACUACUAAGAUUCUGUCCUUUAUACAGUGAGUUGUAUUGCUUAUAAGCAAGAGGCCAGACUGCCUACAAGGUAGUUGAAAGGCAGUGGGCAGUUUCUUCACUCUGAGUCCAGCAAGCUCUUUCCAGAGGGCAUAGCCUGAUUGGGCACUUCAUUGCCAGGGUCUCAUUGGUCCACAGCUGUGUCUGCUGAAUCUGGUCUAGGCUUUAAUAUAGCCCAAGCCGCGGGCAAUCAGGCUUUUAGCCGGCGCUUAGAGUUGUCAGGGUACUUGGGACUGUCUCUUUGAUAAAAUGGUUACACUACCAACUUUCUGAAAAGCUCUCCAGAAAGGGUUCUCUUUUUAAGUGUAUUUUUUCUAUCUAUGCAAGGUUUAUUUAGCCUUGCUUGGUAAGAAGGGCUUUCGUAUUUUUAAUAGGGCAUUUGUGUGCUGGCUAAAGGGAUCAGCAAGGAGGCAGUGUAUUCCUCAGCAGUGAACACUCUGUUCCCCGGGAAACCAGCACAUUGUUUUCUGGGUCACAGGAAGCUUAGCUUGCCGUGGCUGAGUGAGUGAGGACUGGGAGGUUGACCUGGAGAGACUGCAAAGCGGGAAACUUCACAGAAAAGGACUGACGGUGGCGCUUUCUAAGUUAGCUUUAAUGUUUCUGUAUGGAAAUAUGUUUGUCACUUUAACAUUAUGGUAGAAUUUUAAUAGACUAUUUAGUUUUUUAUUGGGUUUUAAAAAAAAUGCUUUUCAGCAAAGCUGCUCAGGGAUUAAAGCAGAUGGAAACCUCACUCUGACUCCACAUAUUACUGCAAAGAAGUUACUGGGCUGCAGGGACAGUGUUCUUUAAGCUCUCUUAGGAAAGUGGAGUGUCUCAUGGUUUUUCUGCAGUAUAAGCCGAGCUACUUUUCCAGUUGUCAGACUCCAACGUAGACUCCAGUCUGGACAGCACAGCCUCAAGCAGAUGGACGUUAGCAGCACCUGCUGGCUCCAGGGCGUGGGGCUGUCUGGUUUGUAACCACGACCCGCAACACCCGCAACAGUGUUACGAACUGGUCCCUGAAAACCUGUGCACCUCUGCCAGUUGUCACAAGAGUCCAAAACAAAGCAUUUACUGUGACACAGAUCUUUGUACUCCAGUUGCCAGGAUCUAUUUGGAACUGUGCCCAUGCAUCUAAGCUGCCUUUCCUUGAGCACAUAAGCUAGACCUACGCGUGGGGAAACAAUUUUAUAUUGGUUGCUGUGAUGUAGAAAAGUAACAAGUUGAUUUGGACUUGUGCUGAUUCUGUCUGCUCUCAAACAUGACAACAGUUCUUGUAUAUAAUGCCCAAAUUUGCUUUUGACUAUCAAAUCCAUACAAAAUGAAUCUUGUAUGUGAUAUGUGUGGCCUCUUUUGUGGGGCCUCCUUCCCCUUAUUUAUAGAAUGCUAUUCGAAUAUUAAACAGUCUUACUGCCAUUCA
This is a messenger RNA of Psammomys obesus (fat sand rat), 5200 nucleotides long. RefSeq names its product DEAH-box helicase 33 (gene Dhx33). Gene Ontology annotation, biological process: positive regulation of transcription by RNA polymerase I. Gene Ontology annotation, molecular function: ATP binding; RNA binding. The record is from RefSeq and is a predicted model, not a curated record. The transcript has 12 exons. NCBI's taxonomy places the organism in Eukaryota, Metazoa, Chordata, Mammalia, Rodentia, Muridae. The coding region runs from base 45 to 2156 and encodes 703 amino acids. Gene Ontology annotation, cellular component: intracellular anatomical structure; nucleolus.